UUCCUCACGUAAGAGGUAAUCCUUUGUUUUUAAUUCAUUUUACCGUGCAAGUCAGUUUUAUCAUUUUGCCUCGAGCCGAUGUUCUUCCCCCACCACCACGACGAAGAUCAGUUGACGUGCGUCGAAAUGCACUUUAUUGUAAAUUUGCACUUUAAAAGUUUCCAGCUUUGACUUGUGGAGUAGCAGCACGGAGUGCAGGAACAAGCACGUGUAUUAAAACGCAGAAGAAGUUAUUCGGCUCAUUUGCUUCUUAACCUUACCAGAUUGACCUCAAUGAAGUCCUCACUACCUGCACCAAGACGCAGUGCUUCAGCUGGUGAUGUUUCCAGGACUCUGACUGCUGCUAAAGAGAACUUCAAGAAGGGUGCACAAGCUAGGCCCCCACUGCAGAGCAGAAAAAAUGUACUUCACAACUGGCCAGAGAGACCUCUGAAUAGACCGCGUAAAAGCACAAUUGAUACCAAUAACUUGAAGCCUUUAGAGAAUCAAUUGCCAAGGUCAAGUGUUUCAACAGUUAAAAACAGAAGGUUCACCACUGGCUCCUUCAAUCCGAAUUCAAUCCGGAAGUUAGAUAGGAAGAUGGAACCCAAGUUCAAAAAGGCCGCGCAAACAGAAGGAAGCCCACUCAAUUCAACAUUUUGCCUCCCGUGUUCUGAUGGCAAACUGGCAAGGACCAAGAGUUCAGAUGUGGUUGUGGUGCAGAACUGCUUGCCCGGUACUGAUGCCACUUGCAGUGUACCUGAAGCCAAGUUGGUGCCCUUGGCCAACUUACCGCUUACUCCAGUAGAACCUGGUGACUUUACAGGUUUAUUAACCACCCCUAUCAUGCAGGAGUGUUUGGAGAUAGCUGCUCAGUUAAGUGAUGAAGGCAAAACUUGCCCUGUUAAUGCACUAAGUCAAUGUCCCAUGAGCAAUGUUUCUGUAAUAACUGAAGAGCCCUUGCCACUGGACUGCUCAUCUUCCUUCUACUCAGACAUCUCCCUAGCAAAAUCCCCACAUGUUGGCUGUACUCUGGAGUUGCCCGGAGACAGUUUAAUGGACACCAGUUGUCAACAAAUCUACACAGAAGUAAAAUGCUUUGAGCUGCCCUCAAGUGACACGUUAGAAAAUGAACACUCUGACUGUGACUCUGAGACUGUGUCAUUUUCAGGAAACUUGAUUCAGCUUGAUACUGAGGUGCAGAGUGACCCCAAGGAUCUUGUGGGCUUUGUUCCUUGUGCGCCAGAGGCGGAAGGUCAUUCCAAAAAUGUGAACCAGUCACCCGCCAUAAACAACUGCUGUCCUUCUGUGGGUGUAAAAGAUUUAAUGAUAUUAGAUGUCACCAUGGUGCAAAAUGAUACUCCAGGUACGCCAUCAAAGAAUGAAUUCCCUGAUAAAAGUGCCAAACAAACAAAGCCCUCAUCAACCUCAAAGUUGCCUCUGUCUAUGGCAGACUUGCUGUUGUGUGAAGGGUCCAUGUUAAGUGAUGAAAUUCUGGUCGUUCCUCAACAGGAUGUGUGCCUUGGGAAUGAGCCAGCUAAACUGACUAAUUUUGCGCAAAGUCUCGCUCCAGGAAACUUGAUCCAAUUGAACGAAACCAUGACAUUGAAAGGUAAUAGAACAUUUGAUGCGUCAAAGCCUGAACGCAGUUUUGGGAAUGACUCCAACAGGCUUCCAUCGACAGGAAAUAAAGUGCAAUUAAAUGAUACUAUGACAAUGGACCGUAAAAAUACAACCUUUGAAGCAUUGAAGUAUGAAUGCAAUUUGGGAAGUGACCCCAAGGUCACUGACAUGUCACUUCCAAUUAUAGGUGAUAAAGUGCAAUUAAAUGAUACCAUGACAAUGGACCACAAAAAUACAACCUUUGAAGCAUUGAAGUAUGAAUGCAAUUUGGGAAGUAACUCCAAUGAGGCUGCUGGCAUCUUACCUCCAACUAUAGACGAUCAAAUGCAAUUAAUUAAUAGCAUGAAUGUAGACCAAAGAAAUGCAACCUUUGAAGAACUGAAGUAUGGAGACUGCUUUGGGGGUGAUGUUAGCAAAGUGACUACCUCGUCAUUCUGCAAGUUCACAAGUGAGGCAGUGCAGCAAAAUGGAACUGUGUCUGACCUCAAAGAUGCAAGGUUUGAGCCAACAGAAGUUGGUAACAGCUUGAAAAUGGUAGAAGACGGCAGAACUAAAGAGCUGCCCGGUUGUGAGCCACAUCUGCCUUCAGGAGGCUUAAAUGAUCUUGAACAACGCAAUUCCAAAAGCCUUAAACUUGUGAGAAAACAUGAAGGCAGUUCAUUAAUGUCUGUCUCAGGACAGCAGGGAAUAAAGCAAAAUGGUGAGAGUAGUCACUCAAAGGAUUCAAAUGCCACUCGAAAUUUUGGAAAAGAUAAUUCCAAAUGUUCUGCCAGAAGUGAACUACAUCAAGACAAUGAUGGCAACAUCAGUUCUGCAGAACUUGAGAAAGGUCCUCCUGACUUGAUAAAAAGUAUACAUUUAAGAGAUUCUAUGCAAAACGAAGAACUUAAUGUUGGUGAAAAUGCUGAUUUAGUUCACGACGCAGUGAGUUCAGAAUGGGCUCCGCACUUCAUGUCUACUCCAAAUGUUGCUAUGAGAGUGAGUUUUCUGGAGUAUCUGCCAUUUGAUCAUUCCUUCCAGAGCUCUUCCUCCACUCUUCAGGAUGAUGCUCACAGUGCACUAGCUGAUUAUCCCGAAAAACAAGUUCCCAAAGCUGACUUGAGCUCUGGAUCUAUCAAAAGUGACACCAAGUGCACCAGUGGAAGGGUUGCAAAUGCACCAAGAAUUGAGCAGAAAGCCAAAGUGUUAAUGACAAGCUCCUCGAAACCUGCUUCCUCUCUUCCUGCAGCCAGAAGGAAAGCUGUCAAUCUGGCAGCUGUGUCUCAGGAAGAUAAAUGCAGUGCUGAAAAGAAGUCUAUACCUUUGCCUAGAAGAACCACUAGGCUGAGUUCUUCCUCGAUGGGAAGAGGAGGAAAGCCUCCAAUACAACCAUCUACUCUUUCCAAGAUGUGCCUUCCAAAGCCUCGCCAAAUCCUAGGGAGACCAAGCAGUGUAGGAACUGGGCAAAGUGAAGCCAGUAAUCAACUUCCAUCUGUCCGGACUGGUGUUGAUACCAAAAUGCUCGCUAAAGCAGAAUCUCAAGUUACCUCAAGGAUACCUGGGAUAAAAAGAUCUCCACGGGCAGCCUCAAAGGAUCCUGCCCAGGAGCUUAAAAAAUCAGACUCCAAACCAGUUCAGCUCUUCACUAUGGGUGUAUAUGAUCCUCCAAGGAGCAACAGAAGUGCCCACAAACCACCUGUUCUGGCAUCCAAAAAUAUUGUAACAGGCAUGAAGCGUCCGGGCAGUGUGGUGGGGCAGAAAAGGCAGUGCCCAUCCCCAAAGAGACCCAAGGCCGUUGGAGAGGUGACUGCCAAGGUGUCUAAGAAAGGUGCAACAAAGUUAUUACCGCCGACAGAAUCAAAACAGAAGGAAGUAAAGGGAGUGGAGAAACCAGCCUUUGAAUCAAAAGUCAAUAUGAAUAAAAGUUCCAUCAUGGAAUCUGAAUCCAGCCAGCCACAAGACAUGGCAAAACUGCAGAGGAAAAUCAAGGAGCUAGAGGAGAAGAUUAUUGCACUGGAAUUGGAAAAUGCUGCACUUCGUCAGAAGAAGGGUCUCAGCAAAGACCUUGAAGAACAUUGUCAUGUUUAGUUUCACAAUGCUGCUUCUAUACCCACAACUCCUUUCCCAUAUUUAUGUACCAAUUACAUGACAUGUAGGAGUAUUUGCUUGAUGUUUGAACUGUUGCCAGUGUGAGCCAGUUUGUAGUGUUGCUUAAUGACUGCAGGUAUUUUUGAGAGUGCAAAUCUGUUCAGUCACAAAUUCUGAAUCUCACUUAAAGACUGAAAUUUUGAUUACAGUUGAAACCCUUUUCCCAAAGAAUCAUGAAGCAAGACACUAAAUUUUAAUAUAAUACUUGAUUAAGUGAUAUAGAUGAGGGCUUUUAAAACCUGAUAUAAAGAAAACAAGACAUUAAUCAAUGUCUUAAUUUAGCUUUAACUGUAAUGUGCCCUGUGGUUGUCAGAAUUAUUGACCAGCUGCAGCUUGUCAGUGAACUUUCACCCCAAGUGACUGGUUCUCCAAUCUUGCACUGUUGGCUAGUAUUAAAAGCAAAUGGAUUGCCUUAAUAUGAUGUCUGUCUUUGUCUGUGGUAAUUAUGUAUGUGAUUGUUCAUCUGUGUGCUGUUGAAGUCAGAUUAUUACAAUUUGCAAGUGCUUUUAUUUAACCUCGAAGUUUAAGUCUGACUUUUAAGUGUACAUGUACAUGCCUGAUAGUUUUAUAAAAGCGCUAAACAAAUAAAAGUAUAUGA
Molecule: messenger RNA, 4327 nt
Organism: Mobula hypostoma (lesser devil ray)
Lineage: Eukaryota; Metazoa; Chordata; Chondrichthyes; Myliobatiformes; Myliobatidae
Exons: 7
Coding region: 274-3669 (1131 amino acids)
Source: RefSeq, a predicted model, not a curated record